Molecule: messenger RNA, 1339 nt
Organism: Brachypodium distachyon (stiff brome)
Lineage: Eukaryota; Viridiplantae; Streptophyta; Magnoliopsida; Poales; Poaceae
Product: basic endochitinase A
Exons: 1
Coding region: 139-1107 (322 amino acids)
Biological process (GO): defense response to fungus; carbohydrate metabolic process; chitin catabolic process
Molecular function (GO): chitinase activity; chitin binding
Source: RefSeq, a predicted model, not a curated record
GACACGUACGUCUGCUGGCCUGCCCUCGGCUAGCUAUAUAAAGACGAGCAUUCCCACAGCUUCUGGCAACCACACUACACCAGCAGCGUAACACUAGAGUGGGUUCUGCUAAUCUGCUUCAAUUCAUCGCCACACGAGAUGAGAGCAAUCGCGGUGGUGGCCAUGCUGGUGGCCGCGGCCUUGCUGGCCGUGUCCGCGCGCGCCGAGCAGUGCGGCUCGCAGGCCGGCGGGGCGACGUGCCCCAACUGCCUCUGCUGCAGCCGCUUCGGCUUCUGCGGCUCCACCUCCGACUACUGCGGCUCCGGCUGCCAGAGCCAAUGCAGCGGCUGCGGCAACACGCCGGUCACCCCGACCCCCUCCGGCGGCGGCGGCGGCGGCGUGUCCUCCAUCGUGCCGCGGUCGCUCUUCGACCGGAUGCUGCUUCACCGCAACGACGCGGCGUGCCAGGCCAAGGGGUUCUACACCUACGACGCCUUCGUGGCCGCCGCCAACUCCUUCCCCGGAUUCGCGACCACGGGCGGGGCCGACGUCAGGAAGCGCGAGGUGGCCGCAUUCCUGGCCCAGACCUCCCACGAGACCACGGGCGGGUGGCCCACGGCGCCCGACGGCCCAUUCUCGUGGGGAUACUGCUUCAACCAGGAGCGCGGCGCCACCUCCGACUACUGCACGCAGAGCUCCCAGUGGCCGUGCGCGGCGGGGAAGAAGUACUACGGCCGCGGGCCCAUCCAGAUCUCCCACAACUACAACUACGGGCCGGCGGGCCAGGCCAUCCGUGCCGACCUGCUGGGGAACCCGGACCUGGUGGCCACGGACCCGACCGUGUCGUUCAAGACGGCGUUCUGGUUCUGGAUGACGGCGCAGGCGCCUAAACCGUCCAGCCAUGACGUUAUCACUGGCCGGUGGAGCCCCUCGGGCGCAGACCAGGCGGCUGGCAGGGUGCCGGGGUUCGGCGUGAUCACCAACAUCAUCAACGGCGGGCUCGAGUGCGGCCGCGGGCAGGACAACCGCGUCGCCGACCGGAUCGGGUUCUACAAGCGCUACUGUGACCUCCUCGGCGUCAGCUACGGCGAUAACUUGGACUGCUACAACCAGAGGCCGUUCGCUUAGUCGAUCGGCAACAUUAUAAGGUCGUAACCUGCACGAAUAUACGGCCGGCAACACAAUAAAAGCUACGGAGCAGCUCUCCGUGUAUUGUAACCAUAGCGUUGCAGAUCGGUAGAGCUCCUGUACGUACUUAACAUGAAUAAUCUCCUGUGCGAUUGAUGAUCAUGAUGUGUAAUCGGUUGUAAUACAAUAAACGAUGUUAUGAUUAUGAGUAAUCUAUUACAGAUUCUUCACA